This is a messenger RNA of Ciona intestinalis (vase tunicate), 2751 nucleotides long. Lineage: Eukaryota; Metazoa; Chordata; Ascidiacea; Phlebobranchia; Cionidae. The record is from RefSeq and is a predicted model, not a curated record.
UUUGGCUUUGAAAUAAAAAAAAGGCGAGACGUUUCUCGAUUCUUUGUUCCAGCAACCAAUCAGAAGUGAGAAAACGGUCAUGUGAGACGUCAUGUGAUCUCUGCGUAUAUAAACCAGUUCCUUGUUUCGUUAGCUCAUACCCGUUAAGCUAGUGAUUAUAUUGAAGAACUUAUAUUUACGAAACGCGUUUUAUUCUGCCGUUGCAAGAAUUAAUAUAUUACAAGUAAAAUGCAGAUCUUUGUGAAAACUUUGACUGGAAAGACCAUAACUCUUGAAGUUGAGGCAUCUGACUCUAUUGACAAUGUCAAGGCUAAGAUCCAAGACAAAGAAGGAAUCCCACCAGAUCAGCAACGUCUUAUCUUCGCUGGUAAGCAGCUUGAAGAUGGACGCACACUGAGCGAUUACAACAUCCAGAAAGAGUCUACUCUUCACUUGGUUCUUCGUCUCAGAGGAGGAAUGCAAAUCUUUGUCAAAACUUUGACAGGAAAGACCAUCACUCUUGAAGUUGAGGCAUCUGACUCUAUUGACAACGUCAAAGCCAAGAUCCAAGACAAAGAAGGAAUUCCACCAGAUCAGCAACGUCUUAUCUUCGCUGGUAAGCAGCUUGAAGAUGGACGUACACUGAGCGAUUACAACAUCCAGAAAGAGUCUACUCUUCACUUGGUUCUUCGUCUCAGAGGAGGAAUGCAAAUCUUUGUCAAAACUUUGACAGGAAAGACUAUCACUCUUGAAGUUGAGGCUUCUGAUUCUAUUGACAACGUCAAAGCUAAGAUUCAAGACAAAGAAGGAAUCCCCCCAGAUCAGCAACGUCUUAUCUUCGCUGGUAAGCAGCUUGAAGAUGGACGUACACUGAGCGAUUACAACAUCCAAAAAGAGUCUACUCUUCACUUGGUUCUUCGUCUCAGAGGAGGAAUGCAAAUCUUUGUCAAAACUUUGACAGGAAAGACUAUCACUCUUGAAGUUGAGGCUUCUGAUUCUAUUGACAACGUCAAAGCUAAGAUUCAAGACAAAGAAGGAAUCCCCCCAGAUCAGCAACGUCUUAUCUUCGCUGGUAAGCAGCUUGAAGACGGACGCACACUGAGCGAUUACAACAUCCAGAAAGAGUCUACUCUUCACUUAGUUCUUCGUCUCAGAGGAGGAAUGCAAAUCUUUGUCAAAACUUUGACUGGAAAGACCAUCACUCUUGAAGUUGAGGCAUCUGACUCUAUUGACAACGUCAAGGCUAAGAUCCAAGACAAAGAAGGAAUUCCCCCAGAUCAACAACGUCUUAUCUUCGCUGGUAAGCAGCUUGAAGACGGACGCACACUGAGCGAUUACAACAUCCAGAAAGAGUCCACUCUUCACUUGGUUCUUCGUCUCAGAGGAGGAAUGCAAAUCUUUGUCAAAACUUUGACAGGAAAAACCAUCACCCUUGAAGUUGAGGCAUCUGAUUCCAUUGACAAUGUCAAAGCCAAGAUCCAAGACAAAGAAGGAAUCCCCCCAGAUCAGCAACGUCUUAUCUUCGCUGGUAAGCAGCUUGAAGACGGACGCACACUGAGCGAUUACAACAUCCAGAAAGAGUCCACUCUUCACUUGGUUCUUCGUCUCAGAGGAGGAAUGCAAAUCUUUGUCAAAACUUUGACUGGAAAAACCAUCACUCUUGAAGUUGAGGCAUCUGAUUCUAUUGACAAUGUCAAAGCCAAGAUCCAAGACAAAGAAGGAAUCCCCCCAGAUCAGCAACGUCUUAUCUUCGCUGGUAAGCAGCUUGAAGACGGACGUACACUGAGCGAUUACAACAUCCAAAAAGAGUCUACUCUUCACUUGGUUCUUCGUCUUAGAGGAGGAAUGCAAAUUUUUGUCAAAACUUUGACUGGAAAGACCAUCACUCUUGAAGUUGAGGCAUCUGACUCUAUUGACAACGUCAAAGCCAAGAUCCAAGACAAAGAAGGAAUCCCUCCAGAUCAGCAACGUCUUAUCUUCGCUGGUAAGCAGCUUGAAGACGGACGCACACUGAGCGAUUACAACAUCCAAAAAGAGUCUACUCUUCACUUGGUUCUUCGUCUUAGAGGAGGAAUGCAAAUUUUUGUCAAAACUUUGACUGGAAAGACCAUCACUCUUGAAGUUGAGGCAUCUGACUCUAUUGACAACGUCAAAGCCAAGAUCCAAGACAAAGAAGGAAUCCCUCCAGAUCAGCAACGUCUUAUCUUCGCUGGUAAGCAGCUUGAAGACGGACGCACACUGAGCGAUUACAACAUCCAAAAAGAGUCUACUCUUCACUUGGUUCUUCGUCUCAGAGGAGGAAUGCAAAUCUUUGUCAAAACUUUGACUGGAAAAACCAUCACUCUUGAAGUUGAGGCAUCUGACUCUAUUGACAAUGUCAAAGCCAAGAUUCAAGACAAAGAAGGAAUCCCCCCAGAUCAGCAACGUCUUAUCUUUGCUGGUAAGCAGCUUGAAGACGGACGCACACUGAGCGAUUACAACAUCCAGAAGGAGUCUACUCUUCACUUGGUUCUUCGUCUCAGAGGAGGAAUCUAAUCCAUCAAUGCAACUGUACAUCAUUCAUAAACUUUGUCUUAAAUUCCAAACUGCUAUUAAAUAACAUAACUUUAACAGGUUUGGCGAAAAACUAGACCCUCGUAAAUUAAACAGUCGUUUUUCUUGCCUCUGUAGAGUUAAGAUUUUACUGUGCCUGGUGUAAUACAGAGUAAUAAAGUUUAAAAUUCCAAAGAUGACGCUUAUAAACAAACAAAUAAAAUGUAAUGUCCAUUAUUA